This is a messenger RNA of Ambispora gerdemannii, 1632 nucleotides long. The record is from the annotation of a GenBank genome assembly. NCBI's taxonomy places the organism in Eukaryota, Fungi, Glomeromycota, Glomeromycetes, Archaeosporales, Ambisporaceae.
AUGAACAUUAAUAUCCCAUACAAAGGUGGUGACGAUAAUCAUAAGCAGGAAGAGUAUGAAUUGGAAUCAAUAGCCACAAGAGAUAAUGUAGAGUACCAGCAUCCUACGGAAAUAGAAGAAAUAGAACUAAAAUCUUUGCGUAGAGUGUCGGAUCGAAUACCAGCUGCUGCAUGGUACAACAUCGCAUUCGCUUUCAUAGAAGCUUUUGCAUAUUCCGGCUCAACAUUUAUUUUCCAAAAUUAUAUUCAAUUCCCACCACCUAAACAUCCCGGAGAUCAACCCGGCGCACUAGGAAAAGGACAACAAACAGCCACCGCCUGGUCAACUUUCUUUCAAUUCUGGUCGUGGGGUACUCCAGUAAUAGCAGCAAUAAUAGCCGACAGAUAUCUAAGCAAAUUUCACACGAUAAUAUUGUUCAGUUUUAUUUUUGUUUCGGGGUUGUUGAUAUUGACGGUCACUUCGACACCAGCAGCAAUCAAAGCUGGAGUCGCUUAUCCGGGUUUGAUUGCGGGUAUUAUAGUAACUGGACUAGGAGAUGGAUUGCAAUCUAUUUCGUUGGUGAUGGUGGGUGAACAGUAUCCACGAAAAGAAAAUUUUAUUCGUACUUUGAGAACGGGCGAGAGAGUUAUUGUGGAUCCGAAACUUACACUCUCUUCUAUUUAUCAUUAUUUGUAUUUGACAUUGGCGAUUGGCUAUUUGGCACCGACUAUAACAACAAAUAUUGAGAAAUAUCAUUCGUUUUGGUUAGCUUUUCUUAUAAUGGCACUAAUUUUCUCUAUUGGAGUAGUCUUAUACUCUUGGAGUCGUCGGUGGUUUAUAGAAACAAAAACUGGUGGGCUGCAACUAUGGAAAUCAGUUCUAGUCAUUCGUAUGGCAAUUGCCCGUGGAUUCAAUUUGGAAAAUGCAAAACCAUCAAAAAUCCCAGAACCUCACCAUUCAAAUAUUAUAUGGGACGACAAAUUUGUCGAAGAGCUACGAACUACAAUUCACGCCUCUAAAGUACUCCUAUUUCCAUCAAUCUACUGGAUGUGCUACGGCCAAAUGUCAAGUAACUUGGUCUCGCAAGCUGCCACGAUGGAAACCGGCAUCUUUCCAAAUGACAUGAUGAGCCAAGUUGACUACAUAACUCUAAUAAUUUUGAUUCCGUUUAUGGAUAAAGUGUUUUAUCCGAUGCUGAGACGACGUCACAUGGAGCCAUCGCCAAUUACACGAAUUUUCAUCGGGUUUAUGCUUAUUACUGUGGCGAUGAGCUUUGCAGCUAUUCUUCAGCAUCUUAUUUACUUGAAGCCGCCUUGUUAUCAGUUUCCGCGGUGUAAUGUCGAGAGUGGUGGUAGUAAAGUCCCGAAUUAUAUUAGUGUUUGGUGGCAGGCUCCGAUUUAUGUGAUUGUUGCAUUUUCUGAAGCGAUUACAAGUCUCGAUUACGCAUACUCAAAGUCCCCACCCUCCAUGAAAUCUCUCGUAAUGGCAAUAAACCUACUAACAAGCAGUAUUGGAUCAGCGCUAGCACUUGCUUUUGUACCGUUGGCGCGAGAUCCGUUGUUGCCAUAUAUGUUUUCAGGAAUGGCCAUUGUGUCGUUCGUUACUGGAUGCCUUUUUUUGAUUUGCUAUAGUGGGAAGAAACAAUACAAUUAG